AUGUUGCGGCGAACAAGGAGAGCUCCAACAGCGUGUUCUUGGUGCCACCAACGCAAAGUGCGCUGUGAUGCAUCCAUCCUAGGCUCUCCGUGUACCAGAUGUCGACAAGACGGUCGCAGAGAAUGUGUCCUUCGCGCUAAGACUAAACAACCUCUGAGCUCGGAAGAUCCAGCUCCUCCCGCACAUCAAAAUGCAGGCCCAAACGGAAUUAAAAGGGCCCGACACAAUAUGGGCCAGCCAACUGGUCAACGACCUAGCUCGCACAUCCGCUCACCAGAUAACUUCUCAGACAGCCAUGGUACAAGCCCACCUUCACGCUGUCCCAAUGUGCUACAUACAGAAUACAGCUUUGUGGACUCUCAGCAAUUGCGCUCUCUCCCUUCAGAGGAUUUGUUGUUCCUCGCAUCCAAAGAUUGCUUGACGUUGCCAGGCCCCGACGCCAUCGAUGAGUUUGUGGAACAAUAUUUCAAGCGCAUUCACCCAUCAGUGCCUGUGCUAGAUGAGGCAAGUUUUUGGAACGUCUAUUCAAGCAAUCAGCCGUCGGGAUCUAAAAUAUCUCUCUUCGUGUUGCAAUCACUGCUUUUCGCAAGCUGUCCACUUGUGUCAUUGGACACAUUACGCCAGUGCGGGUUUAAAGAUAGGAGGGACGCACGAAAACAGCUUUACAACAGAGCCAAGCUGCUAUUCGAGCUCAGAACCGAAAAGCGAUCACAUGCAAAUGCGCAAGGCGCUGUCCUCCUUACUCACUAUACCUCCGCGGCCGAUCCACAGGCUGGAAGCCUUUGGGUCACACGGGCGAUUGAACAUGCCAUGCUCAUCGACGCCCAACCAUCUCUGUUGAUGGAGGAUGUGUCAUUAUCACUUAAGAAGCGGCUUUGGUGGUCGAUUCUGCUCCGUGACCGGAGUCUCUGUAUCGGCCUGCGCCGCCGACCUCAAGUGACCUCGAUCAACUUUCAGGGAUGGAGUGACUGGCUAAGCGCGGAUGAUUUCACCGAAGAGAUGCAUCAGUCUCGAGUCUAUGAUUAUGAUACGAAGAGGCGUCUUUUCGCGGCCCUUCAGAAGCAAUGCGAGUUAGCAGUGCUGCUUACAGACCUUGUGUCGUUGGCCUUUAUACCGAAAAGGACACCUCGACGGUUUUUGUCGAUGGCUGAAUUCCAAGGUCUCCUUUCGAGGAUAAAAACGAUCAAAAAGUCACUGGACGAGUGGAAGAAGCCUGCUCAGCCGCUGAUGUCACCGCACAAGUUGUCAACAUCGGAAGGCAGUGACGCUGUUGCGACAUUGACAUACUUGACAUAUAUGUACUACUACGCUGCACGAGUCGAUCUAGCACAAUAUUCAGCAUUUAUACUCGAGGAGAACCUGUUCUACGCCGGAGACAAAUACAGUACUAUGAUUCUAGACAUCGGCAACGAUUUAAGGAACGGCAUUGACGGGCUAAGUCUUGUGAUGGAACAUUUUAGUGUUAAUGGACACGCCGGUGACCUUCCUCUGAGUGUGCUUGGGUAUGUCAGCAUGCCCCUCGUGCUGGCGGCUAUCAACCUCAAACUCUCACCUUCGCGAGAAGAGAUGGAGAAAAGGCAAAAACGUUUGAGCUCCCUGAGCCAAAUAAUCCGACACUCGGAGGCACUUUACGAUGUCACUGAUUUUGUCGCCAUUGGCACCAACCACAUCUUACAACUCGCCUAUGCAACGACACAGAAUCUCUUCUUAGAGGAGAAGAAACCACAACUAUUCCUCCCUCAAACCGAAACAAAUAACUCCCUAUCGAGCCCUGGAGUUCAGUCCAACACCAGCGUCUCUAUGUCCUUUAAGCCCGCCAAGCCGAGUAGCUGGCAAGAGGCAUUUAUUCGGUGCCCAAGGGCAUACCUGUUAAUAUCAACAUGUGUGGACUACAGCUUGGCAAUUGGUCGGCUACCAUCCGCCAGUAGCCUCCCCGAAAUCGUUCGCGACCUCCCAGCCAUGGGCGUGAUCGCCCGACUCCCCUGGACAUCCGAAAUUCCCACGUUGAACAGCGGAAGCCCAUUCUCAAGCCAAGUCCAUCGCCAACACCACCCCGCAUACGCACGUUCCUUCUCCGCCGAUCGGAGGGAUUCACCGGGCGCCGUAACGAUAGACACCGAGUCGGAGCAAAGUCCUCCCCAACACGCGGUCCAGAUGAACUACGUCCCAUCACCAGAGCGGUACUCGCAUUACCCCGCAACGCCCCCGAUGAUGACCGAGCAGCAGCUGCAAUACAUCAGCGGAGUAUCCGGUCAAGCAUCCUAUGAGGACAGCGCACCGAACCUGGACUUUAUGGCUUUACCAGAGUGCCAAGAUAUACCUGAGAACAUGACCGAGACUUGUGUUUUCAAGAUACCACUGGAGCUCAUGGGCGAGACAGAGAGCCAUCCCCUGGACCAAUCGAUGCUUGAUGGCUACGGAGCGAAUACAGCGUUGCCUCCGGCGAUCAAGGCGAUUGAGUCGACGCUCUUUGACUCCUUUUUCCACGAAGCAUUUGAGCAGAAUUGGGCUGUUUCAUAG
Penicillium bovifimosum is the source of this 2520-nucleotide messenger RNA. RefSeq names its product Zn(II)2Cys6 transcription factor. Gene Ontology annotation, molecular function: DNA-binding transcription factor activity, RNA polymerase II-specific; DNA binding; zinc ion binding. Lineage: Eukaryota; Fungi; Ascomycota; Eurotiomycetes; Eurotiales; Aspergillaceae. Gene Ontology annotation, biological process: regulation of DNA-templated transcription; DNA-templated transcription. The transcript is spliced from 6 exons. The record is from RefSeq and is a predicted model, not a curated record. Bases 1 to 2520 code for a protein of 839 amino acids.